AAGCGCGGCGCGUUUAACUGUAGAAGUCGAAACUUAAAAAGCUAUUUUGGAACUUCACUAGAAACCAGAGAAAUACAGAGUUUGGGGAAUCAGGGAAACGGUAACAAGGAACUCUUUAAGAAAAGCAGGCUGCUUCCUAGAAAUGGAAUUUCCAGAUUUGGGGAAACACUGCUCUGAGAAGACCUGCAAGCAGCUAGACUUUCUGCCUCUGAAAUGUGAUGCAUGUGGUGAGGUCUUCUGCAAAGACCACUUUGCGUAUAACCGGCACAGGUGUUCCUCUGCAUACAAGAAGGAUGUGCAAGUUCCAGUCUGUCCUCUCUGUAACACUCCCAUCCCAGUAAAGAAGGGAGAGCUGCCGGAUGCUGUCGUUUGUGCCCACAUGGACAGAGACUGCAAGCGUGAUUCUGCUCAACAGAAGCAAAAGAUCUUCACAAACAAGUGCUUCCAGCCAGGUUGCAAAAAGAGGGAGAUGAUGAAGCUGGUUUGCGACCAGUGCCAGGGGAACUUCUGUCUGAAACACAGACAUCCUCUGGACCAUGCCUGCAAAGGACAAGCCCGGGCCAUUUCCAAAGCUGGAUGUGCUGCUCUGAUGAGAUCGCUGGAAUCGAACAAGAUGUCUCUCAACCACCAGGUUCUGCGGAACAGCUGCAAAGCAAAAAGCUGAAGUUUUCACAGCCUGGGUCCAAAACUGCCUUGUCCUGUUGACUGCUGUACAGAUUUAGCUCUUAAAACUUCUGCAUAUUUUCUACAUUACUUUUAUAUGUCUAUUUCUUCAAUAAAAACCGAUGUCUUUACAAAUAG
Messenger RNA from Lacerta agilis (Sand lizard), 801 nucleotides. It is a transcript of the gene ZFAND2A, whose product is annotated as zinc finger AN1-type containing 2A. Gene Ontology annotation, biological process: proteasome-mediated ubiquitin-dependent protein catabolic process; protein targeting to ER. NCBI's taxonomy places the organism in Eukaryota, Metazoa, Chordata, Lepidosauria, Squamata, Lacertidae. Gene Ontology annotation, molecular function: zinc ion binding. The record is from RefSeq and is a predicted model, not a curated record. The transcript has 7 exons. Gene Ontology annotation, cellular component: endoplasmic reticulum; cytoplasm. The coding region runs from base 143 to 664 and encodes 173 amino acids.